UCAUUCAGCCGUCCCCUUAUUGUUAGUUCUUUAUUUGGAAAAAAGUACUAUAAAAGGCGUUCCACAUUCCUGUCAAUCAACCAUCUUCAUACAAACUCACGCUUGGCUCGCCUAUUCUAGCUUCUAUCCCUCCGGCAGGUAAUAUACAAUUUGUCACUUUUUAUUCUGCUUUAAAUGUUUUUCUUUUAGUUUUCUCAGAUGGAAUCCGAUGAAAGCGCUCAACGUCGAGUUAAGGGCCGUAGCUUAGUCGCUUUCGCAAAAAUGCGCAAUAUCGAGAUAGAGAAGGACUACGCUGAACUCUCCGGCAACGAGCGUCAUUUUGUGCGUUUCUUCGAGGCCGACAACAUGAAUCGCAGCCAAUACGAUAACGUUCCUCUAUAUGACAAGGAUGCUGUUCGUCUGUUGCCCAGUUCCGGUGAAAGCGAUUUUGUGCAUGCCAGUAAAGUGAUCACAUCUGGCGGAGAGGGAGGUUACUACAUCAUCGCCCAAACACCGCUGGUCAAUCCAUCAAAGCCUCGUAUCGAUACUCAAUUCAAUUGGUUGCGCAUGUUGUGGGAGUUCAAUGUGUACGUUGCUGUUUGUCUCGUCAACCUUGGUCACGAAAGCGAAUGCGACUACUACUUCAACAGGAGCAGAGGCGAGACAUAUAAAGUGAGGAUUUAA
Molecule: messenger RNA, 663 nt
Organism: Meloidogyne enterolobii
Lineage: Eukaryota; Metazoa; Nematoda; Chromadorea; Rhabditida; Meloidogynidae
Source: the annotation of a GenBank genome assembly